UUAGACGGCGGACGCGAAUAGCCGCACCAGCACCCCGGCAGCCAGAGGGACAGCGUUGAGCGGAAGGGGGAGAAGAAGCAUGGCGCCGGUGAAUUCGGUGCUGCUGCUGCUGCUGCUGGCCGUCCUGCUGGCGGCCGGUGACUCGGAGGCAGCGCUGCCAGAGGUGAUCAAGAUCGGUGCUCUGCUGACAGGCGAUGACGAUGCGCUUGCGGAGAGCGCUCUGCGCUACGCCGUGGACCGCGUCAACACGGACCCCGUGCUUCUGCCCGAGGCCAAGCUGUCGUUGCAAGUGGAGCGGCUGGACGAGCACGCUGGCACGUUGCAAGCGUACCGCAAAGUGUGCGGCCUCCUGGAAGGCGGCGCCAUCGCCCUGGUGGGUCCCGUGGGUGGCGGCCACGCGUCCUCGUUGGCUGCGUCGGUGUGCGCCGCUCUGCGGGUGCCGCAGCUGGAGACCGAGGAAGACGCCGCCGAGGGGGCCUUCACCCUCGACAUGGCCCCGUCGCCUCGCGUGCUUGCCGACGCCUGCGCUGACCUGCUGGAACGCUUGGGGUGGCUGUUCGUCGCAUACCUCUACGAGGACGCCGAAGGCCUCGAGCGACUCCAGGAGCUCGAGAGAGAGGAGGACAUGUCUGAGCGCAAGUUGCUCGCUUUCGACCUGUCUGAGGACGACGUGUGGUCAGAGCUGGUCCAGUCAGGCUACCGCAACAUCAUCAUCGAUGUCGACGAAAACCGCAUUGAGGACGUCAUGAUGCAGGCGCUCGAGGCGGGCUUGGUGACAGAGCUGCACAGCUACCUGCUCGUGUCCUUGGACGCCCACGUGCCAGGAAGCAGACCUGCCCUUCGUCAGGCGAUGGCCGAAGCCCGGGUGUACAGCUUUCGCAUGCUGGAGCUUGAUAACGACGACUUUAUCCUGCUGGGCCGAAGACUGGUGCGCUACCAUCCGGACCUCACCGCCGGCGGGAGAGAGAAGCAGACGCAGAUGGCGCUUGUGCACGACGCCGUCCACGUGUUUGCGGCUGCGCUUCACAACCUGUCCAUAUCCGGGGGCAACCUGGAGCCGAAUCCUGUGGAGUGCGACACUGCCACGUUUCUCAACGACGGCCAGCAACUUCUGGAUGCCCUGAAGAGUGUUAGCUACGAAGGAUUCACGGGAGAAAUCAAUUUUGAUGAAGACGGGGAACGGGAGGUGGAUGACCUGCGGCUGUUUGAGUGGUACCGAGGACGCAGCGAACAGGUGGCGACGUGGAGCGCCGAAAAAGGCCUCGAUUUCGUGCAUGACCCAUACGACGAUGAUGGUGUGCCUGGAGGCGAAGGCAUCGACGACUCCAUCGACGAGAACUCGCUGGAGAACCGGACCGUCAUCGUCACCACCAUUCUGUCACCGCCUUUCGUGAUGCUCAAGGAAGGCGCCGAGAAUCUGGAGGGCAACGACCGCUUCGAGGGCUUCUGCGUGACGAUGAUCGAAAAGGUGGCGCGCCUACUGGGCUUCCACUACAGGCUCAACAUCGUGGCGGACGGCCGCUUCGGAGUCGAGCAGGAGCCCGGCCGUUGGAACGGCAUGAUCGGAGAGCUACAAUCCGGGAGAGCAGACAUGGCGCUGGCCCCGCUCACCAUGACCUCCCGGCGAAGCAAUGCUGUGGACUUCACGGCGCCCUUCAUGACGCUGGGCAUCGGGCUGCUGAACGCGCGCGCGGACGAGACCGUGGCGCACACUUUCCUCAGUCCCUUCAGCGCGGCGCUGUGGUGCGCCGUGGUGGCCACAGUGCUCGCCUCGAUGCUGCUCCUCAGCCUGGUGGGCCGCAUGUCUCCGCUCGAGUGGCGUCGCAUCACUGACUCCCGCCUCGACACGGACUACACGCUGGGCAACUGCUUCUGGAUGCUCUUCAGUGGCCUCACCUUGCAACGCGUCACGCUCACGCCGAAGGCGCCAUCCACCGUUGUGGCGAUGGUGUCUUGGUGGCUCUUCUCCCUGGUCGUGAUGGUGGCGUACGCGUCGGUGCUGGGGGAGUUCAUCAUCCGCUACCGUGACCGGCCCACGCUCGACAGCCUCGACGACCUGCUGCGCCAGAAGGAGAUCAAGUACGGAACGCUGCGUCAGGGCUCAACGCACGACUUCUUCAAGCGCUCGACGUUCCCGCAAUACAUGAAGCUUUGGCAGGGCAUCCAGAGCCAGGGUGACGAGGCGUUCGUCGACAGCUACGCCGAGGGCCUGGAACGCGUCAUGGGUGGCUCGUACGCCCUGUUCAUGGACUCGCCCGCCCUCGAGUAUUUGGAGAGCCGCUACUGCGAAGUGGAGCAAGUAGGCGAGGUCAUCGGCUCCUCGGGAUACGCCAUCGCAUUGCCCAAGGGCAGCGCCUUCCGGUCCGAGCUGUCGGCGGCCAUCAUCCGGCUGAAGAGCGAGGGCACCCUGCAGCUGCUGCGCCAGCACUGGUGGCACGAGCACGGCGCCGUCAAUUGUCCGCGCGAGCAGCCCGUGUACCGGCCCACCCCGUUCACGGUGCGCUUCGGUCGCCUCAGCCUGGUCUUCGUGUUCCUCCUCCUCGGUCUCGUCAUCACCAUGCUCGUCAUGCUAUUCAUCUUCGUGCGAGGACACGCGAGGAAGAACCUCAGCGCCGAGUCCAUGAGUGCCGUGUGGACCACCCUGGUGGACGAGCUGCGUGCAGCAAUGCUGUGCCGCAAGGAGAAGAAGCCCUCCAAGGAGGAAGGAGACGAGGCCAAGGACCAGGCGGCGGCCACACCCGCCACGGAGCUGCCCACCAUCACCACUUCGAACGACACCGCUCCGUGAUUCCUCCGAGCAGCUGGACACUGGGCUCGCGCGUUCCAGGCGCACGACGCGGCGCAGCGAAUCGAUGGUCGGUCCCAAGACUUUCGCCGGCCUCCUUCGCACCCACGCCGCAGAAGCCAAAUUCGUUGUCGCGUAACAGCCCUUUUCUCAAAUCGUGAAAUCGAGGUCACUGCUUGACAGAGUUUAUAUUUCUGCAACUGCUGGUGCCUGCAGGCGUCACAAUCUUGUCUUCGAUUCAGCCCUGUACGCUGACGAGAAACAACAGUUGUGUUAAGUUUCUUUGGUUAUGAGACGAACGCGACUUUAAGUAUCAGUAGAGUGAAAUGAAAAUUUCAGACGAAUAUGCGUGCGCAUCGCCAUCGUAAAUAGUUACGUGACAGUGUGGAGAAGAAAACAAAACACUGCGUAGGCUGUGCGAUGUAUAGACACCGAGACAUGGAGAAGUUAUGCAGCCCGCUUCAUUGCAUCGCUACAUUGGCUUGCGCUUAUGAUACUCUCUUAGAAAAUGUGGGCCAUAUAAACACUUACUAAAUACUCUAGGUGCGUGAAAAUGAGUUCAAUUGGCUUUCUUGAAAGUAAACUUGUUAUGGCUAUGAAGAAUGGUUCAAUGGAGCGUUAGGAUUUAUUUAACGUCUGCGGAAAGAGAAGAGAGGCGAUGUGGAGCAGUGCUUAUGUGAUUCUUUUGUUAUGGACAAGUUCAUAGGUGUAUGUGGUGAUAGGAUAGGCACUCUAUACGGUGAGCAGGUAGCAGACUUCAGAAACAUAGGUUCUGAGGCCAUAUAAACAUGGGUAUAAAGUGGAAACGACUUAGACUACGGGAAAAUAGCAAACACUGAAUAAAGAGGGGACGAGGACAUUCGUGAGGAUAAUGAGGUUUUCAACUUUCCUAAAGGAAUGCGGCGUCCACACUGCUGAAUAAAGAGUGCUCAUUAUGUCACAGGCGAUGUAUGAAUAUACGUUAUUGCUGCAAAGCAGGAAGAAAAAAGGACAGAUGCCAACAUCGGGACAUAAACUAUAAAAUGAUGAACUUUCGAGAGACAGUAACAGACAAAUGUGUAGCAAGUGGCUUGAAAUUUAAAUAUUGUUUUGCAGUUUCUCGUGGCUCUACAGGCCAUUAUUGAAACCUGAGAUGUAUCUAUAUGGUGUAACAACACUUACGGUGCAAUUUACUUGGGCAGAUAUGUUCUAGCCUUGCCAAAAACAUUGCUGGAGCUCUUUUUUUAAAGGGUGGAGUUCCACCACCCAUUAUGUAUGUUCAUGUGCGUUUGUAUGUGGGCGUUUAUAUAAUCGCGCAAACAAAAUUUAAGAAAUUGGGGAGGUGAGGUAACCCCUCCUCUUGGCAAAGUCAAUCAAUCAACUUGCUAUCGUUCGAAACAAAACAAAAUAUUAUUGAUUGUAAUGAUGUCACGAUGUGAGUAGGGGCAGAAACAGAAUGUACAAUUUGUGCGGAAGUAUUUUGGCGGUGUCAUUCGAAGUGCCCUGAAGCUAAUUCAUAUCGAAAACAUGGUACCUUCAACUAAUAAACGCGUUGAAAUUAACUUCGUUAACUCGUGCAGCGUUGUGAUACAUACUCUGCUGAAGCAGAUCUCAUGACACCCACUGCGGUAGCCUAGUGGCCAAGGCACUUGGCUGCUGACCCGCAUAUCGCGGGAUCGAAUCCCGGCUGCGACGGCCACAUUUUCGAUGAAGGAGAAAUGUUGUAGGACCGUGCGCUCAUAUUUGGUUCGUCGCUAAAGAACUCCAGGUGGUCGAAAAUUCCGGAGCCUCUCAUAAAUCAUAUGGUGGUCUUGGGACAUUACAACUAACAAUUAUAAUGUAUUACAGAACUCGUGACAUUAUGUCUUCGGUAAUCUGUCAAUGUAAAAUGGUCAACGUAAAACGAGCUUAGCGACUGUACCAUUGCACGAAAAGUGGGACACAACCCUCGUUCGAGAGAACGUUUUUGUUAGCCGCCGAUUCGCAACAAAACCUGGUUAUGUUUUUCAGUGCCGGAAGCUUUUGAGGACAGAUAGUUACAAGAUGGAUCUCGUUUUUCUUUGUUUCGUUCUUAGUGUGCGAUGUUGCAAAGAAAAAAAAAACGAAGUUUGUGGUCAAGUCUGUUCUUCAAGCAUAUACAAAAUAUUCAGUGUGUGUGCUUCAAAUAGUAUUUGCAUAUUUUAUAACACUGCCAACGGCUGCUUUUCUUGUGGUAUAAAAAAGGGGAAAAAUGUUAGUAGGAUUUUAAACACCAAGUUAUGCAGUUCUCGUAACCUGUAAUAUAACUAUUAUUCGGUUCUUUGAAUAGCUUGAUAAUUAUUCGUAAAUCCUGCUGAGUUUAUUGCAGCUUUGUUAAUGCAUAAUAGCGUAAAUGCUUAGACAUAGAUCCUAAUUUAUGCUUUCAAUUUAAAGGGGUAGGUUGACUACCAAACAACAUAAGAAAGUUCUAUUUGUUCAAAUAUAGUCGGUAUCUUGGCAUUCAUUGUUGUCUAUUUUUUACAAGCAUUUUAUUGCAAACCCUAUAUAUAGGCAGACUUAAGCAUCUGCGUACAUGAGAAAUUCGACUACUUUUGAGGAUAUAAAACUUAUCAUGUACAAGACUGCACCGAAUCGCCGCUUGGAACACCACAACAUGCAAGCCACAGAAUGAAUGAAAAUUUCUCACGGCAUCUUGGCGAUGACAUGGUUUUUAUUAUUUGCAUUAUGCUUCGUGUUCGAAUCACUCAAUGCGAGUUGUGUAAAGUUAGUUUGUCAAUAAAAAUGUUAAAAAAUGC
Molecule: messenger RNA, 5538 nt
Organism: Rhipicephalus microplus (southern cattle tick)
Lineage: Eukaryota; Metazoa; Arthropoda; Arachnida; Ixodida; Ixodidae
Product: glutamate receptor ionotropic, kainate 2
Cellular component (GO): membrane
Molecular function (GO): ligand-gated monoatomic ion channel activity
Source: RefSeq, a predicted model, not a curated record